Messenger RNA from Larimichthys crocea (large yellow croaker), 769 nucleotides. RefSeq names its product transthyretin (prealbumin, amyloidosis type I) (gene ttr). The record is from RefSeq and is a predicted model, not a curated record. The coding region runs from base 80 to 538 and encodes 152 amino acids. NCBI's taxonomy places the organism in Eukaryota, Metazoa, Chordata, Actinopteri, Sciaenidae. Gene Ontology annotation, biological process: purine nucleobase metabolic process. The transcript is spliced from 4 exons.
CUAAUAAGAGGCUUGACACGGUGGAGGUCUUAUAUGAACACCAGUGACUCGCAUCAGCCUGUGUAUCCAUCAGCCGACCAUGCUUCAACCACUGCUGCGCUGUCUGCUUCUAGCCUCUGCUGUGCUGCUCUGCAACACAGCCCCCACCCCCACGGACAGACAUGGAGGCUCAGACACCAAGUGUCCUUUGAUGGUAAAAAUCCUGGAUGCAGUGAAGGGGACUCCAGCUGGAUCGGUUGCAUUCAAGGUGUCUCAAAAGACUGCUGAUGGGGGAUGGACACAUAUCGCCAAUGGAGUGACUGAUGCCACAGGAGAGAUCCAUAAUCUGAUCACAGAGCAGCAGUUCCCAGCAGGAGUGUAUCGUGUUGAGUUUGAUACCAAAGCUUACUGGAAGAACGAGGGGAGCACACCAUUCCAUGAAGUAGCUGAAGUGGUGUUUGAGGCCCAUGCUGAAGGUCAUCGUCACUACACUUUAGCCUUACUGCUCAGUCCGUACUCCUACACCACCACAGCCGUGGUCACAGAUGCACACCAGUGAUGCACAUCACACCGUGUGGAUAUUUACAGUCUGGUGGAGGCAUCGGGACAGCGAGUUGCAUGAAAGGCUGGAAAUCUGUUUUUUUGUUGUUGUUGUUUUUUUCCAUGUGCUGAUCCAAACCAACAGUGAAUGUAUCUACUAACAAGUAUUAUAGUGUGUGUAUCUUCUCGCUCUCUGCCAUUGAGCUCCAUUGUUGUCCAAAAACGAUUAAAAGCAUAUCAGUGAGCCACA